Molecule: messenger RNA, 288 nt
Organism: Trichobilharzia regenti
Lineage: Eukaryota; Metazoa; Platyhelminthes; Trematoda; Strigeidida; Schistosomatidae
Source: the annotation of a GenBank genome assembly
AUGUUAUUCAUCUGCCUGAUUAUCAUUCUGGUUUUACAAGCCUGUGUGCAUUUAGAUGCAGGAGGAAUAGAAGGUCUUUAUAAAGGAGGAUUGCUAUGGGACUGUUUAAUUGAGUGCAUCGAAAAGCAUUCUCCCAGUCCAAUAUGUUUGAUUGGAUUUAAACCGAUCAAUGAUGAUUGUGAAAACAGGGAAUAUGUAGACUGUGAAUUCAAGUGCUACGAAGAGGAUAUAGACAGAGCAUUGGCAGCGCGUAAGGCGAGAUUAGAAGGAAAAAACACCACCGAUUGA